Molecule: messenger RNA, 1810 nt
Organism: Neohortaea acidophila
Lineage: Eukaryota; Fungi; Ascomycota; Dothideomycetes; Mycosphaerellales; Teratosphaeriaceae
Product: nucleotide-diphospho-sugar transferase
Exons: 1
Coding region: 138-1694 (518 amino acids)
Biological process (GO): UDP-N-acetylglucosamine biosynthetic process
Molecular function (GO): UDP-N-acetylglucosamine diphosphorylase activity
Source: RefSeq, a predicted model, not a curated record
CGAGCUGGCUCAUUCACGAGUGAACUUGCAAUCAAGAAAACAUCCAACUGAAAGACAAACACCCAUCCUCCCUUCGACCUCCUUCGACCUCCCUCACCACCUCCUCACCCAGAACAUCUCCCCCAACCACAGACAACAUGGCUGCGGCCAUCAAAGAAGGCAUGAACAGCAUGCUCUCCGCCCUGCACCUAGGCGGCAAAAAAGACCCCGACGAAGGCCUGCCACCUCCCCCCUCCGAGCCCGAACUGAAAGAACUCCGAGAGAAAUACGACAAAGCAGAGCAAGGGCACGUAUUCAAAUUCUACGACGAACUCACGCCCGGCCAGCAAGGCUCCCUCUACGCCCAACUGCUGCCCAUCGACCCCGCGCACGUCAACGAGAUUGCCGAAACGGCUCUGCACCCUCCGAAACAAGAAGGGGAGCAGGAGAAGCCGACGGUGGAGCAGUUGCCGGAUGAGGCGACCACGUCGACGAUUGAUAGUGAAGAGGCGGUGUUGAAGAAAUGGUAUGAUGCCGGGCUGGAGUUGAUCUCGGGCGACAAGGUGGCUGUGGUGCUCAUGGCUGGCGGACAGGGCACACGACUGGGCAGCUCGGCGCCGAAGGGGUGCUAUGACAUUGGCCUGCCGAGCCACAAAUCGCUGUUCCAGCUGCAGGCGGAGCGUAUCCUGCGGCUGCAACAUCUGGCUGGCAAGCAUUACGAGAAGGAGGAUGUGGUGAUUCCGUGGUACAUCAUGACGUCGGGGCCGACGCGGAAACCGACGGAGGACUACUUGGAGGAGAAGCGGUAUUUCGGACUCAAUCGCAACAACGUCGUCGUGUUUGAGCAAGGCGCGCUGCCGUGCAUUAGCAUGGAGGGCAAGAUCUUGCUGGAGAGCAAGGGGCGGGUGUCAGUCGCGCCGGAUGGGAAUGGCGGCAUUUACCAGGCAUUGUUCAGCAGUGGCAUUGUCACGGACAUGCAGAGGAGAGGAGUCAAGCACAUUCACGCGUACGGUGUGGACAAUUGCUUGGUUCGUGUGGCGGAUCCGACAUUCAUUGGCUUCGCGGCGGAGAAGGAAGUGGACAUUGCAACCAAAGUGGUACGCAAGCGGAAUGCGAAAGAAUCCGUCGGCUUGAUUGUUCUGAAGAACGGGAAACCCGAUGUGGUGGAGUACUCGGAAAUCGACAAGGAGACGGCCGAAGCGACGGAAGCAAAGGACCACAAGCUCCUCAAGUUCCGCGCGGCCAACAUCGUCAACCACUACUACAGCUCGCGCUUCCUCGAGUCCGUACCCGACUGGGCGCACAAGCUACCGCAUCACGUGGCGAAGAAGAAGAUCCCAUGCAUCGAUGACGAAGGGCGAGAAGUGAAGCCGGAGAAGCCGAACGGCGUGAAGCUGGAGCAGUUCAUCUUCGACUGCUUCCCGCUGCUGCCGCUGGAGAAGUUUGCGUGCAUGGAAGUCAAGCGGGAGGAUGAGUUCUCGCCGCUCAAGAAUGCGGCGGGAACGGGCGAGGAUGAUCCGGACACGUCGCGGACGGAUAUUCUAGCGCAGGGCAAGCGGUUUUUGCAGGCUGCGGGUGCUACGGUCACGAGUGAGGAGCAGGAUGAGGCCGGGGUGGAGGUGAGUCCGUUGAUUAGCUAUGCGGGUGAGGGGCUGGAGUUUCUCAGUCAGCGUACGAUCAAGGCGCCGGCGGUGAUUGAGAAGGAGGAGGAGUAGAGGAUCUGGAAGGUGUUUGGAUAGAAAUUAGAGGUGGAGUUGCACGUGAGGAGGGAAGAUGGUGGUAGACAGGACCAUGAUGGACGCAGUCUCACAACUCGACACAUGCACCUCAC